Molecule: messenger RNA, 1841 nt
Organism: Brassica napus (rape)
Lineage: Eukaryota; Viridiplantae; Streptophyta; Magnoliopsida; Brassicales; Brassicaceae
Exons: 3
Coding region: 787-1716 (309 amino acids)
Source: RefSeq, a predicted model, not a curated record
ACAAACCUUCAAAAAAAUCUCAGUUUUUUUCCCAAAACGAGUAGAGAUCAAAACUCAAAAGCUUUUUCAUUUUUUUUUUGCUAGUUUCUUCAAAACGAGUAGAGAUCAAAACCACCCAAAAAAAACAGAGGUUUUUCCUUUUCCUUUUCCUCUUUUUUUUUUCUUUUUCUUUUUGUUCUGUUUCAUCUUUGCUCUUUCUUUAUGGUCGGUCAGUCACAUUCUGGUUAAAAAAAAUAAGAAUUGUUUUUCCUUUGGUAAUGGAUAUCUUUUCAACCCGAUUUCCAUUUUCUCUUGUAAAACAUCUCAUCCUCGUCCAUUUCUUUUUCUCUCACUCCGGUGAAAAAAGUUAUCAACUUUGUCUUUCCCAAAAGCUUUAAUCUUUUGUCCCCAUUUUCCUUUUAUUUAGCUUCUCUGUGUAGUUUCUGGAUCGUACCUGUUGUACAAGACGGAGAAAACGCAGAUUGAUUGCUUGUUUGUCCUGACACCCUCAAUUCAGACAAAAAAAAAUCAUUGUUUUCUGACGAAGAGACACACCUAAUGGGCUCAGAGCAGCAGCACAUGUUUCCUCAGCAAGAACAAGAACAGGGUUUAUGUUAAAGUCUCCACCUUUCUUUUGUUCUAAAGAGGAAAAAGUGGGGAGGUUGUUUAGGAGUCUUGUCAUGUUUCAAGUCCCAAAAGGCCCUAAAACAAAUCGCCCCCGCCUCCUCUCGCAUUCCUGAAUGCGGCAAUGCCUCAGCUUCACAACCAAGCGGAGGUGUCUUGACCAACCAAGCUACUACAAGAGCAAUGAAUCCAGCUUUCAUGGCUCCACCCUCCUCUCCCGCUUCCUUCACAAACUCCGCUCUUCCUUCAACCGCUCAGUCACCAAACAACUACUUAUCUCUCUCUGCCAACUCCCCUGGAGGUCCUUCUUCUAGCAUGUACGCCACCGGACCUUACGCUCACGAAACCCAACUGGUCUCACCUCCUCCUGUUUUCUCCACUCUCACCACCGAGCCCUCCACUGCUCCUUUCACUCCUCCUCCGGAGCUUGCUCACUUGACUACUCCUUCUUCCCCUGAUGUCCCUUACGCUCGUUUCUUGAACUCUGGCAACGGCCAUUACAAUGAUCUUCGCUCUACGUACUCUCUUUAUCCUGGUAGUCCAGCCAGAUCACCUCAAACUGGAGUCUCCACACCUCUGCAGGAUGAGUCGAACUUCUUCUGUCCUGAAACCUUUGCCAAGUUUUACUUGGAUCACGACCCUUCUGUUCCUCUAAACGGUGGAAGGUUAAGUGUGUCCAAGGAUUCAGAUGUGUACUCUACUAAUGGGAACCAGAACAGGCAGGCGAGGCAAGACAUGGAGGAGUUGGAAGAAGCUUAUAGAGCUUCCUUUGGGUUUAGUGCUGAUGACGUCAUCACAACUAGUCAGUAUGUAGAGUUCACUGAUGUGAUGGAUGACUCUUUAGUCAAGGCAAAGGCUUACUCACCAAGCGAAGGACAAAAGCUGCUUAGAGGAGAAGCAAAUCUGCUGAGUCAAACAAGCUCAAAAUCAGAAGAGGUUUUACUGUCAAGAAACCGCAUCCACGCUGAUGAAGAGGCUUUAUUGUCAAGAGUGGGGUCUGUAAAGAAAUGGAACAGAAACUAUCCCGCUGGUGUUUCAAGCUCUGAUGCAGAGAUAGAAUACAGAAGAGGAAGAAGCUUAAGAGAAGGCAGAGAGAACAGACACAGGAGAUAGCCUGAUCAAGGAACAAAAACAUAGCCAGCUCUAGCUCUGUUCUAAAGGUCUUUUUAAGUUGCAGAAGUAUUUAAUAUGAUCUUGUGAUGCUAACUCUUGAGAUAAGUAUUUAGUUUUUAAGUAUA